Messenger RNA from Alternaria arbusti, 1557 nucleotides. RefSeq lists its product as uncharacterized. The transcript is spliced from 3 exons. The record is from RefSeq and is a predicted model, not a curated record. Lineage: Eukaryota; Fungi; Ascomycota; Dothideomycetes; Pleosporales; Pleosporaceae. The coding region runs from base 1 to 1557 and encodes 518 amino acids.
AUGUCUUCGCUACUAGAGUACCGACCUCUAGCGGAGAAAGAGUUUCGGCUGCUAAUCCUCAUCCCUGCCGUAUCAAUAACCGCCCCACUGCGAGUGCACGUCUUCCACGACAACGUAGAACACCCAGAAGCGUCCUACGCCGCACUUUCGUACACGUGGGCGUCCAAGCUUGAAGGCAACGACGACAACGAUGAUUUGCUCGAAUCCGUGGAUGUGGACGGACACGAGACGUUCCUCCACCAGAAUCUAGCCAAAGCACUGCGGUCUAUCCGUCUCGAAGUCCCGCAGUGUAUCUGGGCUGAUGCCCUGUGUAUAGACCAGAAUAACAUACCUGAGCGCAACAUCCAAGUCACGCUCAUGCGGCAAAUCUUCUCCAACGCGACGAAUGUGUGGGCGUGGCUGGGUCCGCCUGCCAAAGGAAGUAAUCUGGCCAUGGACUUUCUCGCCAACCUAGCUAGUCGUUCUAACGAAGAAGGUAUCGGACCGUGGCUUGGAAACGAAGGCAUGCAUCCGGAUACAUACCCCACAUGGGAAGGCCUACGGGCCCUAAUGGCGCGAAACUGGUGGAAAAGAGCAUGGAUAGUACAAGAGUUCGCCCUAGCCAAAGACGUAGUCUUCAUCUGCGGCACGCGACGUCUCUCCGCCGACGCCCUAGAAGCAGCCGACCACCUCAUCUUCAUGGAAUUCACGCCCUCAAAGAACGAGCGCGUCACCGCUCUCACACGAGCCGUAGACAUCAACCCACGCGUGCUAGACCCAGCCCGAAACCUAAUGAACCUACGCCGGCGUCUGCAAGAAGGAGAACAGCUUUCCGCCUUGGCCACACUGCAGAUGACUAGACUGACCAACGCGACAGACCCGCGGGAUCACCUAUUUGCCAAGAUUGGACUCAGUGGACGCGAGUUGAUUGAGUUGUGUCCGCCGGAUUACGAUGCCAAGGCCGAGGACAUCUGGUUCACGUUCCUGAAAGAGUUCAUCAAGCAGAAGCAAGAUCUUUAUGUCGUCUGCCUUGCGGGUAUGCAACCGAGGGCGUAUCAUGCGCUCCCUUCUUGGCUCCCGGAUUGGGGGCCUUCGAAACCGCAGUAUAUGCUUACUUCGCUGUACACGGGGAAGCAGUGGCCGUUCUUCGAUGCGGCGGGUGGCGCGGCGGCUGUUGCGACUAUUUCGAGCGACAGGAUCGAACCUGGCAUCUUUCUGAGGUGUAAGGGAGUCGUCAUCGAUACCGUGGAUGGUGUCGCAGGCGAUCCAUGGUGGACUGACAGACCAACGUCUCUCCGCCAAUCUCGAUGCAAGAAAAACGCGUACGGAACACAAAUCGCUGCCUUUGAAGCGUUGGUCAGGACAAUCACUGCGAAUACGAAUCGCAUGGGUGCGUGGGGCGCACCUCCUCCCGAAUUCAAAAUCGUCUUCGCGAAACGGUGGCAUGAGCUGAGGGACACGACAGCACCGUAUGAAGCUGACAACACUCUCGAUCGGCCUCUUCCCUUCUACAUGCGAGCAUCAGGUUUCGAGCGCGUCGAGUUCCCGAGAAGGCUCGGGAGAAAGAGGGGGAUUUGA